Molecule: messenger RNA, 6540 nt
Organism: Labrus mixtus (cuckoo wrasse)
Lineage: Eukaryota; Metazoa; Chordata; Actinopteri; Labriformes; Labridae
Gene: gli2a
Product: GLI family zinc finger 2a
Exons: 14
Coding region: 491-5056 (1521 amino acids)
Biological process (GO): smoothened signaling pathway; regulation of transcription by RNA polymerase II
Cellular component (GO): nucleus
Molecular function (GO): DNA-binding transcription factor activity, RNA polymerase II-specific; RNA polymerase II cis-regulatory region sequence-specific DNA binding
Source: RefSeq, a predicted model, not a curated record
GGGGUUGGAUUGAAAACAGAUCAGCAGCCUGAAGAUCUCAACACCACCGCAUGUCUCUGCUACAACUGCCGAGUGAAGCCAUUAAACCGUUUUUAGUUUACAUUUUUUUUUUUUUAAAUCAAAGCUUUUACGCAUCAUGUUAGUUUGCUGAGAAGCGCGCAAAACACGCAAACGAGAGCGCACGCAAACUCCCGGAGAAGAAGAUGGAUUGUAAGAAAAAGUUCGACUCGACUUCUGCUCCGCACUGAAACACUCUCCGGGACAGCACGGGGAGGUAAUGCCGUGCAAACUUCUCCUAACUUUUUCUCUCACUCGGUUCAUGGAGUUUUCGCGUUUUUUGCGCGUUGUGCGUUUAAUGGUGGUGCCGGCGCUGUGCUAGUUUACGGGAACCAGACUGCAGGCAAAAGUUUUCCUCGGACAAAAAAAAGAACCUCAGUUUAGACGUGAAAAGAGACGGCGGCGAAGGUUGUGACAGACACUGAAGAGCAGCAUGGAGACUUCUGCUCCAACAGCCACUGAGAAGAAGGAGUGUAAGAGUUCAGGUCUGGACGGAAGCAGCUUCUCAGAACUCCCAAAGAAGCCAUCGCCAACCACUCUGACCAGAGGCGGCCACCACCUCUUCCCCACCUUUCACACACCCAUCCCAAUCGACAUGAGGCACCACGAGGGGCGGUACCAUUAUGAGCCACACCCACUCCACACCAUGCAUGGACCUCCAGGACUAACUGGCAGCCCAGUCAUCUCAGAUAUUUCCCUGAUCCGUCUAUCACCCCACGGAGCGCCUGGGUCGGGUGAAUCUCCGUUCAGCCCUCCACAUCCGUACGUCAGCCCCCACAUGGAGCACUACCUCCGCUCGGUCCACAGCAGUCCCACCCUUUCUAUGAUCUCAGCGGCCCGAGGACUGAGCCCUGCUGAAGUGACGCACGAGCACCUGAAGGAGCGUGCCCUGUUCAGCCUUCCCCCUCCACCACCUGGAGCCAACCCCACAGAGUACUACCACCUGAUGGCCAGUGCCAGCCAGAGAAGCCCCUACGGCGACCUGCUGAUGCAGAGCGGAGCGGCGGCGGCAGCGGCAGCAGCGGCGGCGGCGGCGGCUGCUGCAGCUCAUCUACCAGAUUACAUCAGUCCUGUGGACGUAUCACGUUUCUCUAGCCCGCGUCUGACACCCCGUCUGAGCAGGAAGAGGGCGCUGUCGAUCUCCCCGCUGUCAGAUGCCAGCAUCGACCUGCAGACCAUGAUCCGCACCUCGCCCAACUCCCUGGUGGCCUACAUCAACAACUCCCGCUCCAGCUCAGCGGCCAGCAGCUCUUAUGGGCACCUUUCAGUCGGAGGCAUCAGCCCAUCCUUCAGCUUCCCUCAUCCCAUCAACCCUGUCGCCUACCAGCAGCUGUUGUCUCAGCAGAGGGGUCUCAACGCCUUUGGCCACACACCACCUCUCAUUCAGCCAUCACCGUCUUCCUACUCUGCUCGCCAACACCACCUCACGGUCUCGGCGAUGUCCACCUCCCACAACAGCUCCAACUCUGAGGCAAACCAGAAUGCCAGUGGAGACCCAGCAGUCAGCAGCACAGUCAACCCAUUGAUCACCAAGAGGUCAAAGGUUAAAACAGAAGCAGAAGGUCCACUUCCCAUUUCACCGUCGUCUCAGGACCUGGGUGGGGGUAUCUUGGACCUGAGUGAAGAUCUGGAUAAAGACGAGUGUAAACAGGAGCCUGAGGCCAUAUAUGAGACCAACUGCCACUGGGAGGGCUGCUGCAAGGAGUAUGACACCCAGGACCAACUUGUGCAUCACAUCAACAACGACCACAUCCACGGCGAGAAGAAGGAGUUUGUGUGCCGCUGGGACGAGUGUUCCCGGGAGCAGAAGCCCUUCAAGGCUCAGUACAUGCUGGUGGUCCACAUGAGGCGGCACACGGGCGAGAAGCCACACAAAUGCACGUUUGAGGGCUGCGCCAAAGCUUACUCUCGUCUGGAGAACCUUAAGACCCACCUCCGGUCCCACACAGGGGAGAAGCCGUAUGUGUGUGAACACGAAGGCUGCAACAAGGCCUUCUCCAACGCCUCAGAUCGGGCCAAGCACCAGAACCGCACACACUCGAACGAGAAGCCAUAUGUGUGUAAGAUCCCGGGCUGUACCAAGCGCUACACUGACCCCAGCUCUCUAAGGAAGCACGUGAAGACGGUCCACGGACCUGAGGCCCACGUCACCAAGAAACAACGAAACGACGCUCCUCCGAGACAGCAGCCACCCAAAGGCAACGGAGAGAAUGACACAAACUCCAAACUUGGUUCAAGAGGCCUGGACGGCAAGAUAGAGGCCAUCAGCACCUCUAUAGGAGUGGAGGACUGCCUACAAGUGAAAUCUAUCAAAACUGAGAACUCAAUGACAUAUCAGUCGAGUCCUGGCGGUCACUCUUCCUGUAGCAGUGAACCGUCACCUCUCAGCAGUGCCAACAACAACGACAGCGGGGUAGAGAUGGCGAUGCACAGCGGGGGCAGCUUCGGGGACCUCAGUGCACAGGAUGAGUGCCCCAUGGUUGACUCCACUGUUCCUGUUGGGGGACAGCACACUGGCGUGGGGCUACAGAUGAGGAAAGCCAUGGGUCAUGGUGGCGCUGUCACCAUCAAGCUGGAGAACAUCAAGAAGGAAAGGCUGAAGACAGUCAGGGAGUCCUGUCCGUGGGUCAACUCUGCACCACAGCCACCACAGGGCCAACGCAACAGUAUGAAGCUGCCUCCCAUACCUGCAGUCGGUUCCCUGCUGGAAAGCUCCAAUGUGAUGAGUAAUUCAAGCAAUUUGUACCCUGGCCAGCGCAUUGGCGACCUGUCUUCAUGUGAAGUUACACUUCUGAACCAGCUAAAUGAGCGCCGGGACAGCACCACCAGCACCAUUAGCUCAGCCUACAACUUGAGUCGGCGCUCAUCCGGUAUUUCACCGUGCUACUCCAGCCGUCGUUCCAGUGAGGCAUCCCAGUUUGGUGGCAACCGCCACAACAAUAUCAGUUCAGCUGACUCCUAUGACCCAAUCUCCACAGAUCUGUCUCGCCGCUCCAGUGAGGCCAGUCAUUGUGGAGGUGGUGGUGUCAGUGGUGGAGGUCUCCCAAGUAUCCUUAGUUUGACACCAGCUCAGCAUUAUCGGCUCAAGGCUAAGUAUGCUGCUGCCACUGGUGGAGCUCCGCCUACCCCUCUCCCCAAUAUGGAUCGAAUGAGUCUGAAAACCCGUAUGGCACUCUACAGUGACUCCCAGGAAGGCUUGUCACACUCGUUUCAUCAGCCUUUUUCUGGAACUGUGCCUCGGCGGUCUAGUGAUAUUGGGUAUGGCAUGCAGAGCAUGAUGCCCCAUGAAGUACCAACCAACCUUCCACGUCGUGCCAGUGACCCGGUGCGUCGUCCCACACUGGACCCUCUCUCCCUUCCAAGGGUUCAGCGUUUUAACAGUAUGAACAACAUGAACCCCUUGAUUGGUCCAUCAGCUGAACGCCACCUGUCUCUGGCUAUGCAGGGAUACACUCGCUCGGAUGGCAGCCUGCAACGCUAUCCAUUUGCUCCCAGACCACCAAGCAUUUCUGAGAAUGUAGCCAUGGAAAACAUGGCAGUAGAUGGGAUGAUGACUGGAGGGGAGCACAAUGGAGAGGAUGACAUGGUGCUGCCAGAUGAUGUGAUGCAGUACCUCAGGUCUCAGAAUUCUGGGCCCUCUGGGAACAGCUCGGGGCAAAUGGACUACCGUGCCAGCAAUCAGGCUCAGGGCUACCAGACAGGCAUGCCCCCACCAGCAUCAUUUUAUGGCCAGAGGAGGAUGGCCAUGGUGGACGCCACCAUGACUCAGUCUGGUCAGGACAUGCAAUCAUGCCAGAUGGGCCCAGCUGGCUCUCAGCAGCCUUUCCCGGCACCGUCGAACAACAUUAACAAGAAUAAUAUGCCAGUGCAGUGGAAUGAGGUGAGCUCAGGGACUGUGGACAAAACAACUAAGCUCUCCAAACAACAGCAGCAUCCUGUCAGGGGGAACCUAGCUGUUGUUCAGCAAAGGCACAACUUUGGUUCCUUUCAGGGACAAGGUCAGAGUCUGGGCAGCAACCAGCAGGUAGUGCCUAUGAGUCAGAAUAUGUCUAUGCAGGGGUAUGGAAACCACAGCAGCCAGAGGCUGAUGAACAUCUCCCACCAGCAGCACCAGCAACAGAGGCAAUGCAAUAAUGUGAACUUUAAUGAACAAAUGAGUCCUCAGCAAGGGUUUGGCCAAGAGGCAAUCCCAAAUUCUUUGUCUGGGAGCACUAGUGUGCGACCUAAUCGGAACGGUAUGGUAGAUCCGGAACUGCAAAGUUUCAAAUCAAGGACACAGUCAGAUGGGUAUACUCAUGUGAACCAUGUGGACCAGCAGCAAAAUUACAGUGUUCUCUCCCAGCAACAGCAGCAUAAUGCCCAUAAUGUAGGCAGAGGAAUGUUACAACCCAGGCCUCCCAUCGAGCCAAAGUCUACUGGAAGACAACACACAGGUACUAGCAUGAUGCAACUGAGCCAGAUACCUAAGUCAUCUGCUUUGAGCCCAACUCUUGGUACUGACACCUCAGAGGCAAGCCCAAAAAGGCCGAGUGGUUCAGUAACCCACACCAGCAACUCUGAAAACCUGAAUCCUGCUGUUUUCUACACAGGUCAGAUUCAUAUGUUUGAGCCACCUUCUGUCACGUUUAAUGCCCCCAUGUCUCACUGUUCCAACCAGGCCGCUGUCGGUAACACCACUACUGCAGCCAACAUGGCCUCACCAGGAGUCAACCAAGUCUCUAGCAGUACAGUGGAUUCUUCCACUGGUGGCACAGAUAAUGCCCAGAUUGACUUUGACACCAUGCUAGACGAUGGGGACCACUCCAGCCUUAUGUCAGGUACCCUGAGUCCUGGCCUUCUGCAGAGCCUCUCCCAGAAUUCCUCACGUCUCACCACCCCUCGCAACUCUGUCACUCUCGCUUCUGUACCUGCAGGGAUUGGCAACAUGGCAAUUGGGGACAUGAACUCUAUGCUCACAGCCUUGGCCGAAGAAAGCAAGUUCCUCAACAUGAUUAGCUGAGAGCAAUCAAACACCUCAUCAUCCAUCCAGUUGUAAACCAUUUCUGCAUCAGGAAUAUAUGGGCUACAUAAGAAAGCACUGAUUGAAUAAUGCAAAACUGGCUAUUUCAAGAAAAUGUUCUUAUUUGUCUGUACAAAAAUGCCUCUCUUGUUAUAUGAGCUUAAGAUUUGUAUAUGUUUCAUUAAAAAGUGUAAUUCUCAGUAUAGCUACAGUUAAGGACAAUUUUAUGUCUUUUUUGUUUUUGUUGUUAAAAAGCCAUACAUUUUAACUACAAAUACAUAUCCCAGGGGAUAAACAUGUAUCUACAAACAAUUGCCAUUCAGUAUUUUCUGGUGAAUUCGCCCUUUACAAAAACUGUGCACUGAAAGCAGUCUUCAAGGUACCUUGCUGAAGAUAUCAGAUUUUGGCAUCUGAAUACAACAUGAAAAGAGAGCUACCAGGGAAUGGACAUGAUAUGUAAAUAAAAAAUAAUAUUUUUCUCAUGAAGACAUUUUGUGUGUAAAGGUGACACUGUAUGGUACUUGCUUUAAUUUAAGCUGUAGACUUUUGAUGUUUCAACUUGGGCUGUCAAAUGUGAGAUCUACCAAAAUUGAAAACAUUUUUAGGUUUUUAAAUACAUUUGCUUUUCUCUUUUUUAAGUGUGCAAAACAACAGGCUAAAGAAGUGCAUAGACUUUUCAGUAAAUGCUCCCUUGACACACAAAGUGUUAUAUUAUUAAAAAAGAUAAGAAUAUUCCAGUUAUGAUCAAGUUUAAAACUCGCACAGUGGGACCAACAUAGUGAUGUACUGUAUGGUAUGUCUUUGCAGACAAAAUAUCCUACAAUUCAUUUAUCAGACCCUUUUAUCCAAAGUAACGUACAUCAGAGAGUAAGAACAACACAAGAAAGGAUUUAGAGAGGAGGAGACAACGUCAGGAAGUUCAAACGAUUGGCUUUAAGUCCGAUCAGACACACAGGUGUUGACAGGAAGUGACCAGAGGUGCUUACAGGAAGUGACCAGAGGCAAAGCACAUCGAAAGCUGUUCUUGAGAGUUCUAAUCAGCAUAGAAACUAUCUUAAAAUAUUACAAUCAAACAAAACCAUCGUCAUUACCAUCAUCAUCAUCAUCAUCAAUAAUAUCAAAACCACCGUUGUCAUCAUCAUUAAGGUCGUAGGUGUUCAUGAAAGAGCUUGGGCUUUAGCUUUUUCUUAGGACAUCACAGAGAGAGGAAUGAGGAGUCAAAGCAGGAAACACAAACCAUGUAUGUAAAAAGCCAUACAUGCCUUUAAUGAUUAAAAAAAAAACACAAAAAGUUUAUAUUUACAGCUCCUGUAAGGAACUUCCAGUUAGUGUCAAUGUUGGCGCCCCCUGUGGACAAAGCAGUACUUCAUCUGUUUUCAACUCUUUAGUUGCAGUGUGCAUGUGCAAGUAUUGUUUUGUUUAACAGUCCGAUGUAUAACUUGUCAUUAAACAAAAAGACUGCUUCAUUCAGUAACUUAGUCUUG